This is a messenger RNA of Xyrauchen texanus (razorback sucker), 2075 nucleotides long. RefSeq names its product BICD family like cargo adaptor 2 (gene bicdl2). Lineage: Eukaryota; Metazoa; Chordata; Actinopteri; Cypriniformes; Catostomidae. Gene Ontology annotation, biological process: vesicle transport along microtubule; Golgi to secretory granule transport. The record is from RefSeq and is a predicted model, not a curated record.
GCUUGGUUAUCUUCCCAGCUGCGAUUCCAAGGAACCGGGUAGUGCCUACCUGUCACCUUCCAUGCUAAAUUUGGAACAGGAACUUCCCAGGAAGAUUCACAACUAAGGUCCCAUAUGAGCAAGCCAAUUGACGAUUACACCCUUGGAGGACGUUUCAACCAUAAUACUCUUCAAGUUCCACCCUAUAUGUGACACUUUAGAUUGAUCACCUUUUGAACCUGAAUACACAAGAAGGAGAACAUAGUGUCAGGUUUUGAUAUCAAGACUUGCUUUCCUGCUAAAAGGAGCCAGAGAUGCAGUUAAGCAACCUUUGACAGUGAAACAACCUGUAACUAUCAGGAAGGUCACUGUGACUGCAUCUCAUCUGGGAACACUAGGGAAAAACCAAUGUUUUCAUCCAAGAAAGCGAACAUGCCCUCUCCCAUCCUGGAGGAUUCUUUCUUCCCCUUCUCUUUGUCAAACUCUUCCAGUCACCGGAUCAUGGGUCCUUCAAUAGGAAUGGAUGAUCUUCUGGCCUCACCUCAGGAUGGCAGCAGUCCUACACUGCUGGAGAAAGACCUGAUCCUUGCUGCAGAGGUAGGCCAAGCUUUGCUGGAGAAGAACGAGGAGCUGGCUGCCCACAUAGAGCAGAUGGAGAGGGAAAUGGAGGCUGCUCAGCAGGAGAAGCACAUGCUGCAGAGACAUCUGGAGGUACGGGACCUCGAGGCCAGUCAGCGGGAAGCAGAAUUACAGGCUGACAUCACAGGGUUACGUGAGCGACUGGAACAGAAGCAGGUUCAGAGUCGAGACCGGCAUCGCGAGGAGAGCGAGCAACUCGAUCAACUGUCCAAUCACAACCAGAAAAUUGUGGAACAGCUGGCAGAGGCAGUUUCAGUAGAGCAUACUUUGCGCACUGAACUUCGUGCUCUGAGGGAAGAGAUGGAGGAUACAAGUUUCAGUAAAUCCAUAAACUCUGCUAGACUGAACAGUCUGCAAGCAGAGAACAGGUUUACGAAGGAGCGCUGUGCUCAUAUGGAUGAACGACUCAAGUCAGCUCAGGAUGACAAUGAGCACCUGAGAUCUGAGAGGGAUGGACUGAGAGAGAGGGUGAUGGAGCUGCAGACCAGCAUGAAAGAAAAAGAAAAUGAGCUGGAGCAGGAGCACAGCAUAGUGUUUCAGCUGCGCACAGUCAACCGGACCCUGCAGCAAAGGGUUCAAGCCCUUGGAGAAGAGGCCAGUCUGGGCGAGGCUACCUGCUUCACUAUGUCACUACAGAGUGAGAUCCAGCAGUCUCAGGCCAGAGAUACCAUUCUGGCCCAUUCAGCCAUUCUGCAAGAAAAAGAGGAGGAGAUUCAAAAGUUACAGAAAGAGCUACAGUCCAGAGAAACAGAAUUAGAAGGGUUGUGGGAGGAGCUAAGCUAUUUCAGUAACUGUCCCGGUAAACCUACCUAUAGUGUCUUGGAGGAGGAGAUAAAUUUAGCCCGGCAAGAACGGGACGCACUUAACCAGCAGCUUUUGAACACAAUCAAACACAAGGUAGCACUAUCUCAGGAAGUCGAGUCUUGGCAGGAGGACAUGCGUCUGGUGAUCUGUCAGCAAGUUAAACUCCAACAACAAGAGAGGGAAAAGGACAUGGAACGGGUAGCUUUCCAAAGAGGCACUCGCACCUCUAAAUCACUGCGUGUACGUGGGGAAGAUGGAAGAAAGGGGUUCUUCUCGUCACUCUUUGGGGGAGACUGACAAUAGACUGAAAACAGUACAAUAGAGAUUGACAAUGUUGAAGGGAUGGUAGUGCUCACAAAAAUUAAAAAUUUGUCAUUCACUCACCCUCAUGUUGUUCCAAAGCCAUAUGACUUUCUUUCUAUAAACACAAAAGGAGAUGUUUGGUAGAAUGUUAGUUUCAGUCACCAUUCACUUCAUUGUAUGAAAGAAAUAUGCAAUGAAAGUGAAUCAUGACUGAGACAAACAUUCUCCCCAACAUCUCAUUUUGUGUUUCAUGGAAGAAAGACCAGUCAUACAGGUUGUCAUAUGACAUGAGGGCAAGUAGAUUUGUGUAUAAAUAUGUGUAUAUAGAAAAUAAAUUACAUUUAUUCCAC